Molecule: messenger RNA, 1014 nt
Organism: Annulohypoxylon truncatum
Lineage: Eukaryota; Fungi; Ascomycota; Sordariomycetes; Xylariales; Hypoxylaceae
Product: retinol dehydrogenase 13
Exons: 4
Coding region: 1-1014 (337 amino acids)
Source: RefSeq, a predicted model, not a curated record
AUGACUUCACACUCAGAGUGGGGGGAGAAGGCUUCCGGGUUGGAGGUCGCCGAGGUCUAUGCGCAGAGAAUUGGAGGCAGAAAUGUUCUGAUUACUGGUGUUGCACCUGAGGGCGUUGGCGAGGGGACGGCCAUUUCGUUUGCCUCCCAGGGACCAAAAGUCCUGAUUCUUGCUUCAAGAACGAAAGAAAAACUCGAGGCCGUGGCGAAUUCGAUUCGCCAAUUAUACCCAGGGGUCGAUGUACGGACUAUCGCGAUAGAUUUGGCCUCCCAGGCGUCCAUUCGUAAAGCAGCUACGGAGGUCUUCGGGAUGAUCACGAAGCUGGAUAUCCUGAUCAACAACGCUGGGGCGACCUACAACUCGCGUCGAUGGACAGCUGAAGGGAUUGAGAUGCAAUUUGGUGCGAAUCAUAUUGGUCCGUUCCUGUUUACGAAGUUGCUGUUCCCUCUUUUAGAAGCAGCGGCUAAGGAAUCUCCCGCUGGAGCAACUCGCGUGAUUAAUCUUUCUAGCCACGGUCACCGACUAUCCACGAUACGCUUCCACGACUAUAAUAUCGAGAAUAAAGAAGUACCUCUGGAGGAGAAACCCUUCUCCCCAUUACCUCUCGCAUUCGCAAGGGUCCAAGAUGAUGGCUAUAUGCCUACCAUUGCAUAUGCGCAGAGCAAGACGGCCAACAUUUUGUUUACGCUUUAUCUCCAAAGCCAUCUACAGAAGAAGGGAAUCACAUCAUAUGCUGUACACCCAGGAGGCGUGAGUAGUAACCUUGGUAGAGAGCACGAUGAGGAGAUGGCCAAUGCCAUCGCGGAAACGUCUAAAUUUUGGAAGAAUGUCGACCAAGGUGCAUCGACGACUCUUGUGGCGGCAUUAGAUCCAGCACUAGACGUCCCCACUGACAUAUACUUGGCCGACUGCCAAUUCUUUCCCAGCGCAGACUACACCAAAAACCCGGCAAUAGCUGAGCGUCUGUGGCUUUUAAGUGAAGAUCUGGUCGGGGAGAAGUUUAAUCUCGAGUGA